Molecule: messenger RNA, 1236 nt
Organism: Cryptomeria japonica (Japanese cedar)
Lineage: Eukaryota; Viridiplantae; Streptophyta; Pinopsida; Cupressales; Cupressaceae
Product: F-box protein At2g27310-like
Exons: 1
Coding region: 136-1152 (338 amino acids)
Molecular function (GO): protein binding
Source: RefSeq, a predicted model, not a curated record
UACCCAAUCCCAUCUUAUUACAGAGAGUUUCUCAGCUGUGGAUCUUAGUUCCAUUUAUUGCACCCCUUCAUUCCGUAGCUGUGAAUUAAAUUUUUGCCCAUUUCAUUGAUUAUAUUACAGAAAUAUUACUGUGAGAUGGACAAGAUGGUUUUGAACAGUGAUCUCAUUACAGAAAUCUUAGGGCGUGUGGAUGGCAGAACACUUGCAAACGCAGGGUGUGUGUCUUCCCAAUUUUGGUGUAGUGCAAGGCAGGAGAGUAUAUGGGAAGACGCAUGUUCGACUCUCUGGCCCUCCACAGUGGACACAGAUGUUAAGCAACUCAUCUCUUCUUCAUUGGGGGGGUUUAGAAAUUUCUAUGCACGCUGCUUUCCCUUCAUUGAUUAUGAUCAGUCUGGGACAAAUUCAAGGUGCUUGAAGAAUCUGGGUGAUGCUAAUAAACCAUCUGAUUUUGUGUGUCUUGUGGACUUGCAAUACAAGAAUAAGUUCAUCUAUUCUCAAGUUUUGUGGGGCAUCCCUGCUUCAAAAGAUUUUGAGGGUUGGUUCUGCAACUGCCCAUUUAGGAUUGAUCUCAUUAACUUUGAUGAGGAUCACACUAGCCCAGAUCAGCUGCCCACAAUUCUGCUUGGGGAGAUUGAGAAGGGCGGUGAAUUUUGGGGGCACCUGAUGGAAAAUAUUAGGUUAAGCUGGAUUGUGAUAAACAGGAAAACAGGGCAAGCUGCCAAUCUUUCAAGCUGGAGUCCCUUGAUUGGACAAAAGCAUUCGUCCUCUGACAAGGACUGUGUCAUAUGCUUUGGCUCUAUAUUGCCUGCUGAAAACAUAUUGCCUUGCAAAGUUGUACAGUGUAAGUUUGUGAUGAAGUGUAGAGUUUCACAAACUGAUCAUACCAGCUUGAAGAUGACUGAACUGAGUAUGCAGGUGGAAGAUAUCAUGGGAGCUCAUGUUAAUGGGAGAAAUAGUCUGCUUAUUUUAGAAAGAGGUCUGUAUUGCAGGAGGAGUAUGAACCACAAUAAGAUGUUGGAAUGUUGUGGAAAAUACUUGAGAGAACAGAGAGCAGUGAAGGAAGAACAGAUUAGGAAGGAAGGACGUCUGGAUGCUUUCUUUAUUCUAACUGGCAUUAUUACAUUCGCUUCAUUUUGGUGUUCUGUCUUCUGACUCUCUUCCCUCGGAGGAUUAUAUAAUAUAAAAGUAAUAAAUAUGAUAAGUUUUCGAAUGAAAAUUUUUCCUUGUACAAUUAAA